AGGCCCGAAAAAGUGCAGCUCAGUCACGAACAGCAGAAAUGGCCACUCGUUGGUAGGGUUUUGGCCCCUCCGCCCAUCUCCGCCGUAACACAGCCGCCCGCUAAUUCGCCGACCAGCUUGCCAUCACACGGUCGCUGCCGCCCCCGCGCCCCUCCCGCUCGCUUCAUCCUCCGCCCCCCGUGCUCACCAACGCCAACGCGGCAACGCCCAUGGUGCCCGUCUGCUGAAAACACCCGCCGCCGCCGCCGCCGCUGCCAUGCCUCGCGCCCAGAUGGUGACCCAUGGCCUUGGAGCAAAAAGGGAUAAUGCAGGGGCAAAAAAAUCUCCCCAGCAAAUCCAGAUGCUGGAGAAGUUUUACUCUGAUGCACAGUAUCCAAAGCCAGAGGAAAUGGGAGAGUAUGCAACCUGUGUUGGUUUGACUUACAGUCAGGUCCGUAUAUGGUUCAAAGAGCGGAGGAGAAAAGAGAGGAGGGAGAUGGGAGCCAUUGGGUCUCAGAUGGAAAGGCAAUUUAGAGCACGGUCCACUGGACCUAGAUCCAGCAGCAGUUCUUCCUCUUGUAACCAAGCUCCCACCUAUGGUAUUUCACGUUCACAAUCGGAGUUGGACACUUGGGGUAUGAGCACUGCAGGAGAGGAAAGUAAUAUUAUAUCACAAGUUCUGUUCCCCAAGGAUUAUAUCCUGAGCAAAAUUUUCCGCAAGGAUGGUCCACCUCUUGGUAGUGAAUUUGACCCCCUCCCCCAAAGUGCACAUGGCUGUAACAGAGAGGCUAAAUGCCAUCGUUCCUCAGAGAACCAAAGAACUGUGAAGAAGAGAAAGAUCAUGGAGUCUACUACUACUAACCAGAGAUCUGAUGUGUAUGAGGAUACUGCUCCUGUGAGGAAACAUGGAAUUGGCAAAGGUCUCAUGACAGUGUGGCAUGCCAUGUAUUCCCAUAACAUGAAAUGUCAAAGCGGCCCAAAUUUCAUUGAUGAAACUGGUUGUUUGAGGUCCCUUAGACCGUUUGAUGAUUUUGAUGGAUUAGAAGAUCGUGAUAAUGGAAGGAAGACUCAAAAUCAAGGUAUGACACGGAAAAAGAUAGUAAAAAGGAGUAAAGUUCUGGCGAAUAGGAAAAAGGUGCCGUGUAAGAGAGUUUCUGGUCCAAAGGUGCAUCCUCCAAUGGAUUGCCAUCUUUCAGUUGAUAAAUCAGAAUCUUCAGAACUACAGACUGAACUAGUGAAUUUAGUGGAUGAUGAGGAGCUCGAGCUCAGUGAAUUACAAGCAGGUCCCAAUCCAUUAAGAUGUUCAGCUCACCUGUCUUCAAGUGGUAGACACGACUGCCCCCUUUGUAAAGAUUUACUUGCCAAGUUUCCUCCACAAAGUUUGAAGAUGAAAAGGCUAUUCUCUACAAAACCAUGGGAGUCAUCACCUGAAAUGGUGAAAAAGCUUUUUCAGGUUAUCCGGUUUGUAUACACUCAUUUUGGCAGUGUUGAUGUCCACCCCUUCACAUUUGAUGAGUUUGUACAAGCAUUUCAUGACAAGGACUCCUUGCUGCUGGGGGAAGUACAUGUUGGUCUUCUCAAGCUACUGUUGCUAAAGGCUGAAAUGGGAAGUGAUGGUGUAUUUGUUCCACGAUCUUCUAAAGACUGCAGAUUUCUCAGUUUCCUGAACUUUGUUAGAGAACAAGAAUUCGAUGCCAAUGUUUGGAUCAGGUCGCUGAAUGCUCUUACUUGGGUUGAAAUACUUCGUCAAGUCCUUGUUGCUUCAGGCUUUGGGCCAAACCAGCAUUUGCUGAAUCAGGAAUUCUUUAACAAGGAGAAAAAUCAAAUGGUUAAAUAUGGUUUACGUCCCCGCACACUGAAAGGAGAAUUGUUUGCACUGUUGUCUAAGGCAGGAAGUUGUGGGUUAAAGGUUUCAGUACUAGCCAAAUCAUCUGAGAUUAUUGAUCUUAAUGUUUCGAGCCCAUUAGAACUAGAGCAGUUGAUCUCUUUAGCUCUCUCCAGUGACAUCACAUUAUUUGAGAAGAUUGCACCUUCUGCAUAUCGUCUCCGUGUUGACCCCCAAAUUAAAGGGGAAGAAGACUCUAUUUUAGAUAGUGAUGAUUCUGGAAGUGUUGAUGAUGAUGAGGAUACUAGCAGAAGUGACGAUGGAUCACAAAAGUUCAAAUUUCCUGAGAAUGAAAGUAGACUUGCUCGAAGAAAGGAGAAAAAUGCACAUGAAAGUCCAAAUAAAUGUAGUGAAAUUGAUGAAAGUUAUUCAGGUGAAAGAUGGCUGCUGGCAUUGAUGGAAGGAGAGUAUUCAGAUCUAAGCAUUGAUGAGAAGUUGGAUUGUUUGGUUGCUUUAAUAGAUGUUGUUUCUGGUGCUGGUUCUGUUCCAAGACUUGAGGAACCACAAAGAGUCUUGCAUAAUGUGCCAAGAGUGCAUCCACCACAAUCAGGCGGGAAAAUAAAGAAAUUGACAAAAAACCUUUGUCAAUAUAGCGACGAGUCCUUAAAUGGAUCAGGAAGUUUGGAUUGUUGCCAUCAAGGCCGACCAGGAAGGCGAAAAAAUCAGGAUUACACCGCUGAUCCUGGAAGGAAUGAUCUGCCUGUCGCUGCUCAUGAACCACAAGUUGUUCUCUUAGGAUCAGAUCGCAGGUAUAAUAGCUAUUGGCUCUUCCUUGGUCCUUGUAGGGAAGAUGAUCCAGGGCAUCGAAGGGUCUACUUUGAGUCCUCAGAGGAUGGACAUUGGGAGGUGAUCGAUUCACCACAGGAAUUACUUUCCUUGCUAUCUGUCCUCGAUAGCAGGGGCACUAGGGAAGCACAUCUCCUUACAUCGAUGGAGAAGAGACAAGCCUGCCUUUUUGAAGCCAUGAAAAAACAUGUGGAAGGAGGGAAGGCAGCCAGGCUUCCAGCCCCAUUUGAUUCAUAUUGCUCCCAGACAAGUAGUGGAGAUGGAGCUUCGCCCAAGACAAGUAGUGUAGAUGGAGCUUCACCUGUAUCAGACAUUGAGAACACUGCUGUUCCUACAUGCCUCAAAGAUAGUAAUUUUGAUUCAUCAUCUGCCAUAGUAAUUGAAAGUGGGAGGAGAGGUGAUGAAAAAAUAUCUAUGUGGGAACGGUUGCAAGCAUUUGAUAAGUGGAUCUGGACUUCUUUUUACUCCAUCCUUACUGCUGUCAAAAGUGGCAAGAAGUCAUUUAAGGAGUCACUAGUUCAUUGUGAAAGUUGUCAUGAUCUAUAUUGGAGAGAUGAAAAGCACUGCAGAAUAUGCCAUUCUACUUUCGAGGUUGGUUUUGAUCUUGAAGAAAAAUAUGCUGUACAUGUUGCGACAUGCAGGGAGCCUGAGCUUUCACAUGAGGUGCCAAAUCAUAAAUUUCUGCCAUCACAGCUACAGGCACUUAAAGCAGCCAUUCAUGCUAUUGAGGCAUCUAUGCCUGAGGCAGCUUUUACUGGUUCUUGGAUGAAGUCUGCUCACAAGCUGUGGGUUAAGCGGCUGAGACGAACGUCAUCAUUGCCAGAGCUUUUGCAGGUUCUUGUCGAUUUUGUUGGGGCAAUGGAUGUUGAUUGGUUGUACAAAAGUUCAUCUUCUACGAGAUUUAGAACAUAUCUGGAUGACAUCAUUGUCUACUUUCAGACAAUGCCACAAACAACAUCAGCAGUUGCACUUUGGGUUGUCCAAUUGGAUGCCCUCGUUGCGCCUUAUUUGGAUAAAGCCAUGACAGGACAGCAAGCUUGUGCUAGGUAGCCAGGAAGAUGGAUUCUUUUUCGUGAUGCUCAAGCACCCCGAGCUGACUUAUUUUUUCUGGCGUCAUUUGCAAGUUUUUUUCUUGAUGAAAGCUUUUCAUCUAGGUGAGACAGAACAUGGGUCCGCUUUGAGCUUGAGAACAAGAUCUCGCAGCGUGCUGUAAAUCAUGGAAUGUAUUGUUCCCUCCCAGCGGAGCAUUGUGUCAUAUAGUUGAUAGUGGAAAAGUUUUGUUAAUAAUCGUUGCUCCGGAUAUGUGAAAGUUUUUGGCUUUCCUUGUAGCGACACAAUUGGGGUGUAGGCCAUUUCUGAAACAGACUGCUGUCUGUAGGUGGUGCUGGUUGGGACUUGGCUACCAGCUGCGCCCUCCUUAGUUUUAACGAAGGGGUGGCUAUAAUUUUGUUCCUUCUAUCUCUGUAUAUGCUACGUAGCUCCUCUCCAAGAUCUUUCAACAUUGGGUGCGCCCUAUUCUUGUAUGCUGUGUAACCUGUUUUCCUAAUAGAGUGCAGUUGGAGACACCACACAUGCAGCUGCAAGUUGUGAACAUGUAAA
This is a messenger RNA of Sorghum bicolor (sorghum), 4249 nucleotides long. Its product is annotated as homeobox-DDT domain protein RLT3. Bases 257 to 3700 code for a protein of 1147 amino acids. The transcript is spliced from 18 exons. Gene Ontology annotation, molecular function: DNA binding. Gene Ontology annotation, biological process: regulation of transcription by RNA polymerase II. Lineage: Eukaryota; Viridiplantae; Streptophyta; Magnoliopsida; Poales; Poaceae. The record is from RefSeq and is a predicted model, not a curated record.